ACAGCUUCGGCGUUCCGCCCACCUUCCAUGUUGAAUUCGAGAGGCUGUACUGUAGACCGACAUGCUGAAAGUUUAGUUUGGCAUUCUCUUUAAACAUAAUCGAUUCGUGAUCCAAAUGGGUGACCGCCAGCUAGACCUGACAGAGGCACAGAAAGAAACCAAAUCAAAAUACCCGCCCAUCGACAAAAAAUAUGAAUACUUGGAUCAUACAGCAGAUGUACAAAUCCAUUCCUGGGGAGCGUCUCUGGAGGAAGCCUUUGAGCAAUGUGCCAUGGGCAUGUUUGGCUACAUGACAGACACGGAAACAGUUGAGCCGAUUGAUAUGAUUGAAGUGGGGUCAGAAGGGGAAGACAUGGAAUCUCUGCUCUUCCACUUCCUAGAUGACUGGCUGUACAAGUUUAGUGCAGAGAUCUUCUUUAUUCCCAGGGAAGUCAAAGUUUUGCACAUAGACAGAAUGCGCUUCAAGAUUCGCUCCAUUGGGUGGGGUGAAGAAUUCUCACUGGUAAAGCAUCCACAGGGUACAGAAGUGAAAGCCAUUACAUACUCUGCAAUGCAAAUCCAUGACAAGGAAAAACCUGAGAUAUUUGCAAUUGUUGAUAUCUGAUACUUGAAAAAUGUUGAUCACACCGUUGGUUUGUUGGGACUGGAAUACCUUAAGGGGUCUUUUUAAAAUUGUAUAAUAUUGUUUGCUUAUUAUAGAUUGAAGAUUAUAGAUUAUUAUACUCAUUUAUCACAAUUCAAUAACUAUUAAUUACAAAAUACCAGAAUAAUUCAAUCAUUAUAUGAUUAUUUGAACUCUAUUACGAUUAAGGUAUGUUUAUUACCUGGAAGUAAUCAUGCAUCUUAAGUGAAUCAACUCCAAACCCUUUAUGUUUUUGCUUUCAAAUGUUUUAACAACUAUGAUUAAAUGUAAAUAUAUGACUUUUGUGGUUUACAUUGCUAAUAAAAUAUAUACUGUGUAUGUAUAUAUACUGUGUAUGGAGUAUAUAUAUUAUACACAUGCAUAUAUAUAUAUAUCCUUAACUUUUUGUGAGUUGUGUAUAUGGCCUUUCUGGUUCAAAAAUACAGAAUAGAAAUGUGGCAUUGACCUAUUUCACACUUGUUUAAACGUUAAAAACAAUAACAUUUAGAGAGUAUUCAGUCUUGGCUAUAUUCCACUUAGUGGUAUAAAUAGAAGUAUCAUGGAACACUCAGUUUAUGAGACGAGACGAUACACAAGAUUGGGUCUACGAUAACGAGACAAGAUUUUAACUUUACUUUUAAGAAAAGUACUAUGGAAAAAAUAUAUAAAAAUUGACAGUUUAUCAGAUCGUUGAGAGACUUGUGCUGGCUACAGUUUGCAUAUCAGCCUCAUGUUUGGGUAUCGUGGAGACAGGACGCUGACCAUUUCUGAGCCUGGUGAUGUCAUAAUGCUAAUUAGAUGAGUGAAUUAACUCUCAACACAAACUUUGGGUCAUAUUGAUGUUUUUUCUCAUUUACAGUAUCUAUUACCGUUUGCUAGCGCCAACCUUUUGAAAUAGUAAUCACAAACAGAAUAUUUUCUUGAAUAAACUCCACUCCAUUCUUUUACUUUACUUGAUACUUGACAAGAUACUCAUUGCCAACCCAGAGGGAGCACUCCACCCUUUUCCGACUGAAAACCAUGGUUUCUGAUUUGGAGAUGGCAAGGCGAACCAAGCUCCUGCUCCGGUUGUACAGUUGUACUUAUCGUGUUCACCAACAAGUCUUCAAUAAAGCUAUAAAUGAUGUUUAAUAUUC
Messenger RNA from Doryrhamphus excisus (bluestripe pipefish), 1758 nucleotides. RefSeq names its product zinc finger and BTB domain containing 8 opposite strand (gene tslig1). The record is from RefSeq and is a predicted model, not a curated record. Gene Ontology annotation, cellular component: tRNA-splicing ligase complex. Gene Ontology annotation, biological process: tRNA splicing, via endonucleolytic cleavage and ligation. NCBI's taxonomy places the organism in Eukaryota, Metazoa, Chordata, Actinopteri, Syngnathiformes, Syngnathidae.